Linum tenue is the source of this 684-nucleotide messenger RNA. NCBI's taxonomy places the organism in Eukaryota, Viridiplantae, Streptophyta, Magnoliopsida, Malpighiales, Linaceae. The record is from the annotation of a GenBank genome assembly.
AUGAAUCGUACUUUAUUUAGAAGGUUUUGUGAGGUUCUUACCAUGCAAGGGGGGUUGAAGAAAACUAGGAACGUAGACGUUGAUGAGAUGGUUUAUGUCUUCCUUCGAACUAUUUCACAUAAUGAGAAGAAUAGGACGUUGCAAGUCAAUUUGCGACGAUCAGGCGAGACUAUACAUCGGUCAAUUCACCGUGUGUUGAAGGCCGUGAUUAGACUUAACAAUCAGUUCAUGAAGAAGCCGGUUCCUAUCCCUGAAAAUGAAACCAACAGUAGGUGGAAGCAUUUUAAGGUUAAAAGUGAAGCUGUCAAAACCGAGUACAACUUUUGGAAUGCUGCACAUGACACUCCGUUCGUUGAGUGCUUGUUGGAUCUAACAGAGAGAGGGCUGAUCACCAAUGGAAACUGCAAGAAUGGUGUGUUCCGUGAGAUCCAACGGAUGAUGGAGAAGAAAGUGCCCGACUGUGGUCUUAAAUCAAAACCGACCAUUCAAAACAGGUACAAGAAACUAAAGCACUGGUAUCACUCAACCGUAUUGAUGCGCAAUCAAAGUGGGUUUGGCUGGGAUGUGCAGAAGGAAUGUGUUAGUGCUGAUAAUGCGGUAUGGGAUGUGUUUCUAGAGGUAUGUUACUUUUCCUACUUUGAUCUUUACACGAAGCAAAAAGGGCUGGUGGAGUUGCAAUGGUAG